This is a messenger RNA of Symbiodinium necroappetens, 12873 nucleotides long. Lineage: Eukaryota; Dinophyceae; Suessiales; Symbiodiniaceae. The record is from the annotation of a GenBank genome assembly.
AUGGCUUGCAGAUUUGGCCGCAGGGCUGCGCUGCUUGCAUCAGGUCGACACCAUGCCAGCCUGGUCGAUCGCGGCGAGGGGAUGCAAUUCUCGAGGCAUCUUGUCGACCGCCGCGUAUUGCAUGUGGUCGGUGGCUUCGGUGGAGCGGGUGCCCUCUCCUACAAGAAGCACACGAAGCACACGAUGAUCGGGCCAGGAUGGCCUUGUGGUGGCAGCGGUGGAAAGGGCGGGGACGUUCUAGUCAAGGCGAGUGAAGCGCACUUCAGCCUGGCGCACCUCAAGGGACAUGUGCAAGCUCCAAGCGGACAACCUGGAAAAAAGGGAAAUCUCAACGGUGACACAGGCCGAGACAGCUUCAUAACUGUUCCUCGGGGUGUGAUGGUGCGGGAGAUGGUGCCGCAAGACGGGGAACAAGCUGACCAGGCACCACUUGUGCCUGGUCAGCUGCUGGCUGAUCUGGACAAACCUGGAGAAACUGUGGUGGUGGCUCUCGGAGGCCGUGGUGGAAUGGGCAACAACAUGGCCAGGCCCCAUGAAGCUACGCUGGGCCUGCCUGGAGAAAUUCGCAAGAUCGAGCUCGAACUGAAGAUGGUGGCAGACGUUGGUCUCGUAGGGAUGCCCAAUGCUGGCAAAUCUACGCUGCUAGGGUCUGUCAGUCGCGCAUGUCCGAAGAUUGCUCCUUAUCCUUUCACCACCGUUGCCCCAUAUGUUGGCAAAGUGCAGUUCCUGGAUGGGUCCUCCAUGACCAUCGCUGACGUGCCGGGACUGGUGGAAGGCGCCCAUGCUGGAGAGGGUUUGGGCCAUGAGUUCCUGCGCCACUUAGAGAGAACCAAAGUGUUGCUCUACGUCGUGGACUGUGCCAGAUCAUCCGAUCCCUUCUCAGACUUCCUGAGUCUGCAGCGUGAAGUUGAAGCCUUCUCCAGAAGCAUGGCUUUCAAGCCCUGCGCCGUGAUCGCUACUAAAUGCGACGUGGAUCCCGAGCAGACCUUGCCGAAAGUGGACGUCCUCUUUCGGCUGGUCAGGGAAUCCGACGUCUUCGGCCAGAACUCGCCCAUCUUCGUCCGGGCCAUUUCGGCGAGAUUCGGCGAAGGGGUGAAGGGGCUGCUACAGGAGCUCAGAGUCAUCCUGCAGGGCAACCACGAGCUACUUGGCUUGUGCUUAGCGCUGGCUGGCGAAAGCAGCAGAAAUGCUGCCGACAGACGAUAUGCUGAGUCCUGCAAGUCCUCCUUGGUCGAAUCUCUGCAGUUCUUGCACGGAUUGCCCCAGUACUUCGGUGCUGAGGACUGCAAGUCUGCUUUGCUAGAUGGCAUGCCAGCCGAAGAGGUUCGACAGGGAGAGGCAGACACGGAAAUCGAGUACACUCGCUACACGAACAAGGAGGUGCAGGCAAAGCAGACGAACCUACUAGCAGCUUUGGUCGAUCUCAUCAGACCCCUCGCAGAAAAAGCGGAGACUGCCACCGAGGAGCUCGAGGCCCACACAGUGCAGCGGCUGAAGUGGGAGGCAGAAGCCGAGCGCCGGGCCCGCACGGAUGAGCCCAAGGUGGACGAGAACGGGGAAGAGCUGCCGCCGGAGCCGCGACCAAGCAGACCUGACGAGGAGAAGCUGGAGGGCUGGGGCUUCUCGAAGGGCUCGAAGAUGCACAACUUGGAAGAGGUCCUUCCUUUGGCUUCGCACGUGUGGCUGUCGGAGCAAAGCCUGCGGCAGGAGAUGCGGGGCAACGAUGGGGCCAAGGGUGCCUUCGAGUUCCUCGAGCGAGCGCUCGCGCUGCGGCUCCGUUACCGACACUUCUUGCGACCACCGCUGGUGGAUGUCGACGUGUUGGUUAGCAGCGAACCAGAGCCGGAAAAGGUGAGGCUUCCGGAGCUGUACGAGCUGUUGUCCGGCGACAUCAACCAAUUUUCCCCGCAGAAUCAACCCGGAGCAAGUGCAGACGUAGACGAGUCAGGGAGUCUGACUCGCAAGCGAGGCAAGCACAUCUACAUCAUGGGCCAGCGCUUCGACGCAUGGGAGAGCUGGACAGCCGAGUAUCCCGUGCCAAUCCGUCGCUUGUGCGACCUCCGAGUGGCUUUCAUGCCGAGUGCUCCGGCAGAAAACAGAGCAGCUCCUGCACAUGCGAUUGGGAUACAUGAGCCUCGCCGCGCUGAGAUCAAUGGCAAGGUCGUUGAACCCUGGAUGGGAACUCCUUACAAAUGUGCAGGUGCUGGAGAUUCUUCAGGCUUCGAAGUCUUCGAGGACUCUGAAGAGAUCCGACAGGGGAUGCUCAAGCAGCUGACGAAAGACGGUCUGAUCACUCACAGGGUGCUGGAAGUCCCCGUGGAUGCGCAUCAAGGAAAUUCAGGAAAGCUCUUGACUCCUUACAUCUUCUUCUCUGUGUAUGACGAGCGAAACGUCUGGUCGGCAGAUGGCAAAGCUUGCAAGAUCGAGGCCACGGCGCCUUCGCUCGAUGAUGCGACCCUUCUCCCAGAGGCAGCAGCAGAAGCGGAGGAGAAGCCUAAGGCAAAUAGCGAGAAGCUGCUUCCCCCAUGGAGCCCCCUGAUGGAUUCGGCCUCUAUGGCUACACAUCAAGUACUGGAUCUGACUGCCAUUGUGACCAAGCACGUGCAUGCAUCUCCGCCGAAUGCAAGCUUCAAUGCAUUACUCAGGGCAGACCUCCGGCAAACUCCUGGGGAGCUCCAAGGCAAGCCGUUCCAGUCCUACGUGAUGCUGAGUGCGGCCGUGGAAGCCCCGAGUCCGUCGCUCGUCACCCGUCGCCUGCGGCUUCUUCGAGCCCCGGGCCGAGCCGCUUUUCUUUUAAAGCGUAUAGGUUGCAUCGAAUUUCUUCUUUCGAUUGGCGGUACCCCCGAAGAGGCGAACGCGCUGCUCAAAGAGUGUGAUCGGGGUCGGGAUGACACUCAUAUUAGCGUCACGAACUUCUUGGAUGUCCUCUGCGGCCCUGCAGAUUUAGCUGCGGGCAGGGAAGCGAAGGACUCCGUUGAGCAGCCGCCACAAACUUCAGAGGCGAGCGCGGGGAAACAGACCCUGGAAGCAUCGGCCAAGGAGCCUCCACUAGUACAAACACCGAAGGUGCAGAGUGCUCCCGAGAGAAUAGAAGAGAAGCCGCAGACCGAGUCUGAGGUAGUCAAGGAAGCAGAGCCCUCCAGCGAAGGGAAAGCUGAGGCCCUGGAGGAGCAGCCUGAGCCCGGCCCGGAAGACCCGGCCGAGGAAGCACCAGACAAGGAAGACCCCAACCUGACGACCACAGCCACAACGGCCACUGCAGAAGGCAUGCAGGAGGACGACUCCACUGCAACCCUGCCGACACCUGCAGAAGAAGUCAAAGUUGAAAGCGAUGCUUGCGACAAGGGAGUGGAAUUCCACCCCGACCCUUCAGAUAUGGAUUGGUACUAUGAAUCGUCCUUCAUGCAGUCCAACAGACUCGUGAAAGUGAAGGAGGGAAAAAGAUGGAAAGAAAUGGACCUGCUCCAGGCAUGGAAUUCGCACCCAAUUCCACGAUGGCCUCCGCGCAUGCCACCUUGUGGACCGGUUUCGGCGGACGGUGACCCGACGAGCAUUGGCGACGCUUGGGUCCCCGUUCACGUGCACGUGAACCCUGGCUUGGUUGGACAGUGGGCUCGCCAGUGCACGCGAGAGUACCGGCCCUAUCCUGGAGAAGUGAUGCGCAAGAGGUACAGAAUCGAGCAUGCCAUCGGCGCGGGGCACUUCACGCGUGCAUAUCUCGCGACCGACGUGGAGACCAACGAAAAGGUCUGCAUUAAGCGCCACAAUGGGCUGACUGUCGAACUACUGACGGACUUGCUCACCAUCGGUCGGCGCAUAGAAUCUGUGGACCCUGAGUUCAAGUGCUUUUCCAGGCUGGUCGAAGCUUUCUUCGACAUGGUGGGAUACACUGUGGAGACGCUCUUCGAGGGGCGAAACUGCACCGAGAUUUGCCGGACAAAUCCUAUGCACUUCAAGAAUUUGGACAAUCUUCGGGUUGUUGCCGUCGGAUGCUUGCGCGGCUUGAAGCUUCUGGCAGAAGCCGGCGUCGUGCAUUGUGACAUGAAGGCCGACAACUUCAUGUGGACGAAGACGGAUGAAGGGGAGCCAACGGUUCGAUUGGUGGAUUUUGGCUGUUCUCGGCUGGACAGCCGCUUGGAGAGUGGGCGGAACUGGAGCUUUGCGGAAGGUGGUGCAGGCCACAUCGGGAAGUGGGCCCCUGAGAUGAUGCUGCGAAUCCCCAUCACGGACAAAGCCGAUGUUUGGGGCCACGCGGUCGCCCUGCUCGAGCUCUACUGCGGACGCAACAUGUGGAAUGAGGAGGAAGAUACAGUGGAGUACAUGCUGGCGCAAGCGCUUGGCCUCGUGAACUCCAAGAGUGGACUGCCCGAGAAGCUUCUUCGACGAAGCCCACUUGACAUCAGACAGCUGUACACUCCUUCCCCAGCAUACUUCCCGGUUCAGCGCCUUGGUGUCGCGCCCAACAUUAGCUUCAAGGAGCUUCGGCCGGCGACGUGGGGUUUGGCAUGCGUUCUGGGCGACGAGUCCGAGUGGGAUGAGAUGAAGACGGAGCUGGCGAACUAUGUGUGCAAGUCCAUGAACCUGGAUCCAGAUGACAGGCCAUCUGCCGUGGAACUGAAGCCUGGCACAAGCCAUCCUCGUCGAUGUCCCACAAGUUUGUCGGCAUGGAAGCCGAAGCUGCCGCUUCAGAUCUUUCUCCUUGAAGGCAAGCCGGAAGGAUGCUUUCAACUUCGAUUCCUGAUGCGAAGCAUCUCGGUGUCUUGGCAUGUUAUGGGUUGGGGGGGCUCCUGCCGCAACCAGAAGUGUGGCAUGGAUGCCAAAGCAAAGAGUGUCAAAUCACCAGUUCGCUGGCUGACCGGACACUGGCAUUGGACUUUUCCUGAAUCUUUCUAUUUCACCGAUCCUUCAGAACUGAAGGCCCUACAUAGCCUGUGGAAGGCCAAGACCGGUGGCGAUGAUUUCUUCAGCUCCGAAGCACCGGCUCCCGCAGAAGGAGCUGAUCCGGACCAGGAAGCCGGAGCCACGUCACCCAAAGGAAGGUGGAAGCGCCCGGAGAUCAUGGACCGGCUGCUGGAGCUGGCGGACUGCAUGGAGCGGACCUUGGGCGAAGCCCAGGGCCAGCUGUUUCUUCUAUCUGCGCCAGAUCUACUAGAGGAUUUGUGCGCCUAUGUCUUUCUGACGUUUGCAUGGCCAAAGAUAUGCUACAUGCAGGACAUUUCGCAACAGCAUGAAUUGAAGGAGCGUGUGCUCCAUGAGAGGGAGAAGAAUGAUAUUUCGGAGUGGUCGCAUGUCUUGCGAAGGGUGAUGCCAUUUUUGCUCCGCACCCUGGAAAAGGUGCAGACAGUCGACGCACUCACUUUGGGAAGCGCUGGCUAUGCCUUAGCGCGACUGUUUCUUCAGGAAGGCGACAGCCGCAAUGCUCAAAAGGAGCUCGGCUGUGCGAUUCUUCGACUGGAGCGGGAGCUCGCAAAAGUGGCCACGGCAGGGCCGCAAGCGAGGCUCGAUGCUCAGACAGCUGGGGCACUGUCCUUUGAUCCACCAUCCCUGCGGGCGCCAGGCUUUGCCCUGUUCAGCAAGGCCCUCACGAGCCCGAGCCCAGUGGAGGGACAAGGAUCUCAAGAUGCCGAAGAGCCAGAGAGGCCAAAGACGCCUGGUAGUCCGGCGAGCAGGGUUCAGGAGAGCCCACGUGAAACUGCAAGCGAUGCAGAUGCUGCCAUGAUUCUAAAGGGGUUGCCCAAGAUGCAGCAGGAUCGACUCUGUUUGUUGGAGCGUCUCUACGAUAAAUGGAUCGAGUGUUCGCUGGUGGUUCACCUGCGCAACCCAGAGGCACCCGUCCGAAGGAAGCUGCGCCCCAACGAGGUGCGUGACGAGCAGCCGAUCCAAGUCGCAGGAGAGGGCUCGACGCGGUUGGCGAUGAGUUCUCAAGAGGCCAACGUUCUGGGCCGGCUUGGCGAGAACCCGUAUCUCAGAUGUCUCUUCUUCGUCUCCGUUGCGACGAGAAGGCCCGAAGUGGCAGGUUCUGCCCUGGGCAAGGCCGUUAUCGAAGCAGAUUCGGCAGUGGCUCAGGAGCGAAACCUUUGGGCACAGCAGGAACAAGAACUCCUGCGGCAGCAGCUGGGUGUCCGACGGAGCGAACAAUUUUGCAAGGAGUUCCGGAGAGCGGGCCGGAUGCAACGGAAGCCUCGCUCGCAUCUUCCAGUCGUCGUUGCGCGAAUGCCAGGAUGCAUUCAGCUGCGUCUUCCACCUCUUAUGGGAGGGCUGCCGCCGCCGCUCGUGCCCAUCUCGCACGACCUCGACCCGGCACCAGAGGAGUACAGGGAAGCCAUCCACUCGAAGCGGUUGGGUAUGCAUUCACCGUCACAGACCUCCAUGACCUGCACCCUCUUUGGAAAGUCCGCCGGUGUGGGAACAUCUGUCUCCGAGAUGCACAAAGACCUCCAUGGCACAGGCUUUCGACAUGCCGGCCUUGAACUGGUGGAGGUUACUGGCCUCAAGCCGAAUACAAACUAUUGCUUCGCCACAAUGUACCACGAGGGCUUCGAGGCAAACCGCAUUGCGCUGUCCGCUGUGAGUGCAACAAGCCCGCCGAUUGGGUCUUACUACCCGCUGCCGAUCGCAAUGCUCAGAAUAAAGAUCUGCAAGGCCGCCUUGGCUGCCGGCGAUAUGGGGGUACAAGCCUGGAAGAAGGCUUGGAUACCACUCUUCGAUUCCUUCUGUGAGCGCUGCGCUCCAGAUGAGGAGUUGGACUCCUACGGGCUCCGAGCCUUCAAGCUCCGCCUUGAUGUGGUCGAUCGUUUCCCGCCGGCAAUCUUAGCGGCCUUUGUGGAAGUGGUGCUUAUGCGACAUCGGCUCAAUGCGCAGGCCACGGUGGCAGGUAAAAGUGCUGCUGCUUUCCCGUGCACGAAGCCAGCUCAAAGGGCAGUCUUGCAAGCUGUCAACGAGUGUAUGCUCGCAGUCGACUGUGCGCGACGCGCCGGGUCCCGCUUUCUCACCUGUCAAGCGGUGUCGCUGACGUUGGAGCUGCUGGCCGGCCUGCUCUGCUACCGGACAAGGCCCCAGAUUGUCUUCUCAACGCUUGCCAAGUGCGUCACCUGCCUGGAAGCAUUCCCUGAGCCCGAGAGGCAACUUCCGUGGUACUCCAAGGCCCGAAGGAUGGUGAUGUACCUCCUCCACCAGGUGACGGUCAUGUCUGUGCAGCUGCGGCAGGUUAGUUUCUUGACCAAGCAGCUGGAGCAGGAUUUGCCAGAGCGCUAUGCAGCGAAUCCGCUGGCAGAAUCCACAGAAGUCGCACAAGUCCAGAAACUCUUGCUGGAUCAGGCUAUCGAGCUGGCACUACUUGGUGGCCAACAGUGGCAGUAUGCGGAAAAGAAAGCUACAGUGGCUCUCAAGGACUCCCCAGACAAGGAAGUGCUGCUCAAGUUGCUGAAGGACCUUUCCGAGAAGAGCUACGUGUCCCUGGCAAAAGAAGCAGCUGCUCUUGCUCUGCGAGAGGAGCCGGAGAGGCCUUUGUUUGCUUUGUCGCUGCUGCGGUCCGUGGCCUCGCGAGGGGACCCGCAGGAGCUGUCAGAAAGCCUUUCAACCGUCCUGUCGAAGCACCGCUGCUGCCAGGCAUUGGACGACCGGCUGAGCAAACGUCAGGAGGAAUACAAGAAGUAUGGGUUCUUGCUGCGAGCGUUGCCGCCUUCACGGUUAAGCUUUCCCGAAGAAGCGGAGGACGAAGCGCCUGCCGCUGCUCCAGUUGACGAUGAGGCCACGCUGAAACCCGCCGAGGAUGAGCCUCCGGAGGUGCCCCAGCUCCAACUGGAAGAGAUACUGGACAGUGAGUUCUUGUCGCAGCUGGAACUGAGCCGUGCCGCGGCUCUCAUGCAAGAACUCUGUGGCAUCCAGCGGAAGCGUCAUGAUAUCUCGAGGUUCAGGUUCUUCGAUCUCAAGCAGGUGGCCGUGCCUCUGCUGUCUCCAGAUGGCGCCACGUUAGGCGUCUACGAGGAAAUCGAGGAGCCUCCACCGGUGGAUGAGGCGGAGACGGGAGCAGAAGAAACAGAGCUGACCGACUGGCAGAAAGAGGAGGCUGCUGAAAAGGAGGCGCAAACUCGGUCCUUCUCUGUUCUUCAGGAGCUCCUGAGAUCCCUGGCACGUGCAGCUGGCUAUGCCGCUGCACGGAACGCGGAUCAGCUGCUUCUGGCUUCCUUGGCGACGGCUCUCAAUGCACUCCUUCUUGUCGCGCCAGCUCCUGAAGCUUGUGUCCCAAUGGGCCCAAAGUCGAACCCGAUGGACAUCGAUCCUGACCAGCACGUAGGAGCCGGGGAAGCUGCACCGGAGGAUGCCAAGGACAGUGCUUUACGGCAGGAGCCGGCGACAGAUGUGUGGUUGAGCCUUGCAGUCAUGGCGGAGCUUGCGGUGAAUGCCAUGCUGCGACUGAAGGGCAAGUGGGCUGCAGCAGAUCCGAUGAAAGCGGGCCAGGAUAGCCUGGCAAUCCAGAAAAAGCUUGAUGAGUUGGUUGAGGAGGAGCGGGCUGCCAUGGUGGCCAAGAUUGCUGUGAAAGAGCUGCAGGAUGUGGACGAAGAGCUACACGAUGUGUGGUUUGAGAAAGUGCCAGAGUUGGACAUUGCAAGCGUAGCCAAGCUGGUGGCAUUUUCCGUGCUCUGCCUUUAUCAUAUGAGGCGGUGGAGCAACAUCAUCGUUCUCUGUCGCGGCUUCAAUGAUGCCACCUGCUCGGUGUACGCGACAACAUUCCUGCCGCUCAUGAUUGGAGCGCAAAAGGAGAUCUGCAAUUUGUCCAGUCGGGCUCUUGCGAAUUCUCAGCGCUAUUUAGCGGAGUCGAAGGCAACUUUCGAGGUGGAGCAGAAGAAGUUGCCUCGAAAGCUGCUACGCCAGCUGGCUCUUCAGGGCGAGCUCAGUCAACCCGAGCAGCUCUUCCGAAAGAGUUGCACAGCAGAGAUUCGACACGCGAUGUGCACCACCAGCCAUGGCGGCAUGCGACCGAUACUUGCCAAAGUCGUGGCUGAACCAAGCACGCAGCCGAAGCUGGAGGGUUGGACGCGCUUCGUCUGCUUCAGCGAUACGCAUGGGAAACAUGCCGGCAUCCCUCCUCAACACUGCCCAGAAGCAGAUGUUCUUCUCCAUGCAGGGGACUUCACCAUGCAAGGGGAGAUUGGCCAGGUCGCAAGCUUUUCGGAGUGGCUGAAAGCUUAUCCGGCCCGGGAGAAGAUCGUCAUAGCUGGGAAUCAUGACCUCACUUUCGAGCCAGAUUUCAUGCGAAAGCAUGGUCGGGAUCCUGCUGUUUGUGACAGGGCCAGGGCUGCACUGGAGGGCUGCACGUACCUGGAGGAUGACGUGGCUGACGUCUUGGGGUACAAGAUUUACGGUUCACCUUGGCAGCCCGAGUUUUGCGACUGGGCCUUCAACUUACCAAGAGGGGAAGCCCUUGCCAAGGUUUGGUCCAGAAUUCCCGAUGACACAGACAUCCUGCUGACCCAUGGCCCUGCACAAGGCAUCUUGGACGGCUGCUUCAACGGAGUGCACGCUGGCUGCACGGACCUGCUGGUGGCGGUCAGGAAGCGCCACAUCCCCGUUGUGGUGUGUGGCCACAUCCACGAGGCCUAUGGCUUCGUGGAAGAUGGCAGCACUCUUUUCAUCAACGCGUCCACCUGCACUCUUCGCUACAGGCCGGACCACCCCCCCGUCGUCUUUGACAUGCCGCCAGUGGCCGACUUGCACCCACCGGCGGAGUACUACGAUGCUUUCACGAAGCGGCAGAAGAAGCUGCACGGAUCAUGGUCGUCCCUGCUCAAGGCUCUCGAGGACUCGCAUAACCUGGCAUCCCGUGCUGUGCCUGCAGCCAUGGAGCAGCUUCGGAGGAGUCGCUUGCUCCUCGCAGACUUCUUGCAGGAUCGAGAGGCGUUCAGUCUGGCAGUUCAGCGAGGGCAGCUAGUCGACGGCGAAAAGGAGAUGAAAGAGAGGCCGCUCAGGCUUGCAGCUUCGGCUUUGGUGUCCUCCUACCGCAAGGCAGUGGAGCUGCUCCGCAAGCGGCAGAUGAACGACCAGGUGGUUCAGGCGCUUCAUGAACUGGGGAACUUGCUCUGGCUCGAGGGCGACUCAAGCGGCGCCCGGGAUGCUUGGAGCGACGCAGUGGACACGGUCUUCCAAUUCCCCUUCGCCAUCAGAAACUGGAGCAAGUGCAUCGAAGCCAGCCUCAAUCCGCCGCAGGAUUGUGCUCGGGUGGAGAUCCUCCUCCUCACGGUCGUCAUUCUCUCGAAGCACGCCCGGCUUACAAAGCCCAAGGAGGUGACAGCUCACCUCAAUGCCGCGCUCUUCGCCUCUAACAUCAUCGAGGCCAUCCUUACAACGGCAUUGCCAAAUCCACCGCGGCGAGAUCAGUAUGCACUUGGCAGGCAUCGCCUGCGCGAGAUUUUCUUUGGUCUCCGUGAGACCAGGAUGAUACUUCCGCCGAGCAGUGUUCAUGGUGGUGUGGAUGGCGCAAACUUCCUUGGUGCGCUGGACUUCUUCCAAAACACACUUCUGGUGACAGACUACCAACCUGCACGCUGCCUGCCUAUUUGCACGCUGUACAACUACCUCGCCACUGACGUGUUCAGGAACAUGGCACUUGCAAUGAAGGGAAGGCUGAUGGCGGCUCAAGCGCUGAUCCGCUGCUGUUCUCUGACAGAGGCAUGGCUGGCUCUACAUGCCGUGUCACGUGGCUAUGACAAGCCACGGGGUCUCAUGGCCAGCGAGGCUUUGGACAUUGCGGUUGCCGAAGCUCAGGAGAUAACGGCAACGCAGCCAUUCCGGUGCUUUGAGGAGCCUUCCUCUGCUUCCAACGUCCAGGCCAUCAAUCAGCUGAUGGAGCUGACUCUGACGCCGGUGGGAGCUGGAGCAGCGGAUCCCGAGGCUACGACGCCAUCCGGAACCGCAGCGUACAAUCUCCGCCUCUUCAAGCAUCUCAAGGCAGAGUUUCUCGUCACUGUGUGCUCCUACCAGCGAGUCUUCCCCAAACUCAAUGAACCGCAGGAGAAGGACCGCACGGCCCUGUUUGACAAAGCAGAUGCACUGCUAGUGGAGAUCUGGAAGGAGAUCACAGGAAACGACGACGACAGAGAAGCCUGGUCAACCGCAAGCCGCACCUCCCGCGAGUCUGGCGGCGAGGAGCCGACCUUCUUGGAGCCCGUGAGGCCGCUUUCGGAAGAAGAAGGGGAACUCUGCGCGGAAGUACGCCUCAUGCGAGCAAAGGUGCAGGAAGGCAAGGGUGACCUUGGCAAAGCGAUCCAGGAGGUGUUGUAUGGAAUGGAGUUCCUUCGGCGACUCGCCACAUCCGGAACAAAAUCUAGCCAGGACUGCAACCUUGGAGCCGCAAGCUCCAGCAGGCUGAGGGCCCAUCCCGGCUCCAAGUGCUGGAUGCGCCUCCGAUCCUACAUGGCAAACCUGUUGGUGAGUCAGGGCCGACUCAAGGCGGCUGCAGCCCACAUUCAGCAGGGCCUCGAGGAGAGCAGAGUCACCCAACACGAUGUGGCACGCGUGGAGUUGCUGAUGACGAAAGUGAAGAUGGAGGUCCUAUCCGGAAGGCUUCUGGAGCUUCAGGGCGAGCGCCAUUUGGGAGCCGUCCCGGCGGCAGAAUGCUGCUUAGCAGUAGCCGCAAGGAACCUGCCCGUGCCAACUCCAAGCGCCGUGUAUGCACGCAUGAUGCUUUUCAACAUGCUGCAGCAGAAUCCAAGCUUGGUGCCGCUGAAGCGCACGGAGGACACCGCUGAAGCAAUGGAAGCAACCGGCGGAGCCGAAGAGGAGGAGUUGGAUCCGAGCGAGAUGCUGCUUCUGGAAGCUGCAGGGUCGAUUAUUAUCUCGCCAAUCGCCAAGCAGUUGCAGAAAUCGGGGGGCAAGAAGGGCGAAAGGAAGAUGACGUUUCAUGAGAUGCGGACUAUGCUGGCAGAUAUGGUUGCGGAAUGCCUCGGCGAUGUGGAGAAGCUUCUGGAGGUACAGGGGGUGCAGCGAGCACACCUGCACCCACGCAACGUGAACAGCUUCUGCGACUUUGGCCCGGACAAUUGCGGCGAGGAGGCAUUUAAGCCACCACCGGAUCCGCCGUUGCUCCCGGAGAUCAAACCACGCUUCCGCGAGCUGUCUCACAACGACUCGCGAGAGCCGCCCAAUAUCUACUUGCAGCUGAUGCCACUCCGGCUGCAUUGCCAACUGGUUUUGGCCUCCCUUCGCUUGGAGUUGGGCGAGAUGCAGGAGGCCUUCCAGCUGUUGCAGGAUGCAGAACUCUGUAUGACAAGGUGCGUCUAUCUGGUGCCGUGGAACUAUGUGCAGUUCUGCAAGCUGAAGCUGAGGUGGAGGAAGCUGACGUACCGCCUGGGUUUGGCGACAACGUCCUGUCCACUGGAUGCUCCAAAUGCAGUUCUGUAUCGCGACCCAAAGACGAUUGCGACCGGCAUUUGUCCAGCAACGGACUCCCCUCUUUACCGGACGUUCAUGGAAAGGGUCAAAGCUCCUCAGACUGUGGUUCUCUCAGAGUGGGUGCCUCCCUACGAGCGGCAGCCAGAGGGCCUUCAAAUGUACAUGCAGGAGUUCAUGGGCGUGGCAAAGUUGGUGCUGAAGGAAGGUGGCAACGACCUUCAACAGCUCUUGGAGCUUUUGGAUGAGGGCCUGGAGGAGGUCUUGCGAGUGGAGGCGCAGCUACUGCGGGAGCCCGAGCGGACACCGGACUACCGGCGCAUUUACCCCUUCUUUACAUGCUUCUCUUCCAUUGCAAGAAGUCGCAAGGCUUUGCUUUUCCCGGGAAAGGACGCUCCGAAGGGAGCUGCCGGACCUCCGCCCGUGGACCUGGAGAAGCUUCCCUUGAGAAUCGGGCUGGACCUGCAGCGACAUCUCCAGCGCCAG